GGAAUAUAAUCCACACUAUCGCAGUUAUUUUCACAUUUAUUCCUAGAUUAUAUAUAGUAUUAUGCAUAAUGCGCACAUCUGAAAAUUAUAUUAAUUUUCAGGAUGGUAUCUUAUGGCUCCAUAAAUUGAGUAACUACGGUGGUUGUGUAGUUUUACUGGAGGAUAUGUGUGGGAUGUUUGGGCUAUUAUGUUUUGGAAUUGUCUUCUUAAUUCUAUUGGUGUAUUUUAGCGUUGUUGUAAAGAACGAACGCAAACACAGGCAUGUCCCACAUUCCUCUUUUUCUGAAGACAGUUACUCUGGCCCUUUGAAAUGUAAAAUGACUUUCGACAAAAAUAAAGGUCAUGAUGUGAACGAUGGCUUGAGAUCUCUUCCCCAUUCGGUCACUCAUCUCGCUGUUAUAAUGGAUGGAAAUCGACGCUACGGGAGAGAACGUUACCGCCAGUUUGAAAAUUCAACGCCAAUAGAAGAAAUUCAGUCCUUUUGCAAAAGGAUUAGCACUGAAGUUUCUGAAGUUAACAAUGUAAUUAUCUCUGAUAAUACUCCCCAUCUAAGCAGAACUUGGUUUAAUGAUAGAUAUACAAAGCUUUCGCGCUUAAUUAAGAACACUUUUUUCGAUGGACAUCGCCUCGGCGGCGAAAAGCUCAUUGAAUUUGUAAAGGAUUGCAUUGAAGCACGUAUAGCAAUGCUUACAGUAUAUGCGUUUUCGACGGAUAAUUGGAACCGCCCAGUAGUGGAGUUGAAUGUUUUAAUGACGCUCUUCUUCUUAUUUUUUGGAAAAAUUCGAUCCACUACGUACAAGUAUGGUAUUUUUAUUCGAUUUGUUUCGACCGAACCUGGAAAGCUACCCAUACACGUACUUAAGAUGAUGGAGUCCUUGGAGUGUGAUUCCAGGCUUAUAUCUCCACGCCGCAUAACGGUAAAUAUCUGUGUCAGCUAUAGUGGUCAAUCCGAAAUGGUAACCGCUUUCAACCGAAUCUUUCAGAGACGAUUAAGCUCUGGUGAUACACGUGAGAUCUCAAAGGAUGAAAUUUCAGCUGAAAUGCUUCAGAGCAUAACUCAAGCAAAUCAUGAGGAGGAAGACAAGAAGGUCUUUACGAACUCGGUACCUAGAGAGCCACAACUCAUCCUGCGAACGAGCGGAGAGCAGAGGAUUAGUGACUUUCUUCUGUAUGAAUGUGCUUAUAGUGAAUUUGAAUUUAUUUCAAAAAAGUGGCCUGAGAUAACGAGGAUGGACUUGAAGGAAGCGCUUCUAAAAUACUUCAAACGUGACAGACGCCUGGGAAGAUAG
Messenger RNA from Phytomonas sp. EM1, 1289 nucleotides. The record is from the annotation of a GenBank genome assembly. Lineage: Eukaryota; Euglenozoa; Kinetoplastea; Trypanosomatida; Trypanosomatidae.